UAUGGCUAGUCCCUGAGAGUAAAUUUAUUUCUUUUUUCUAACUUUCUGGGUUACCUUUGUAACUUCUAUAAAACCUGUCCUCUUUCUACACACACUUGUUCUCUCUUCACCUUUUCCCAUCAUGGACAACUUUCUAAAAAUCGACAGCAACAAUGAAUCUUAUCUCCCCCCUGGUUUCCGUUUCCACCCAACAGAUGAAGAACUCAUAACUUACUACCUUCUCAAAAAAGUUCUUGACAGCAAUUUUACUUGCAGAGCCAUUACUGAAGUUGACUUUAACAAAUGUGAACCUUGGGAGCUUCCAGAAAAGGCCAAGAUGGGUGAGAAAGAAUGGUACUUUUUCAGUCUAAGGGAUAGAAAAUAUCCAACUGGUCUGAGAACAAACAGAGCCACUGAAGCUGGGUAUUGGAAAGCAACCGGGAAAGAUAGAGAAAUUUAUAGUUCCAAAACGAGUUCUUUACUUGGGAUGAAGAAGACAUUAGUAUUUUACAAAGGAAGAGCACCUAAAGGUGAAAAAAGUAAUUGGGUAAUGCAUGAAUAUCGUCUUGAAGGAAAACUUUCGUAUCAUUAUCUCUCUAAAACCUCUAGGGAUGAGCGUGUAAUUUCAAGGGUUUUCAAGAAGAGCAACGGAACUGGCGGUUGGGGUGGAGGAAAGAAGCUUGGCGUUGUCAGUUAUGGUGGUGGUGUCGGAUGCUACAGCUCGGAUGUUGGUUCUCCGUCCUCGAAUUCCCUUCCGCCGCUCCUUGAUUCAUCAGCCGGCUUCGCCACAACUGAUCAUGAAAUAAGCUGUUCUAAUUACGAGAGCGAUAACAACACUCGAAAGCACGUGCCCUGUUUCUCCACUAAUAACAUCGUUGUACCGAACGCUGUGGUCGUGGAUAAUCUCAAUCCUUGGUAUGGAACCGGUACUAGUAGGUUUGGUUCGUCGUCGUCUACGUCGAGCAUGAUCAGUAAUGCAGGUGUCGUAGGUACUGAUCCAAUGGAUCAAUCAGGUGGGAAUGGUCAUUAUCAUCUCAACUAUCCUACAGGGUUAUUCCCGAGUUUGAGAUCAUUGCAAGAUAACCUAUACUUCCCCAAUUUCUUUUCAUCGUCACCAAUGAGUACUGUUGACACUACUGCUGCUCCACUGUCGGAACGCCGUUACCAUCCUGAAUAUCAGAACAAUAUCAACAAUUCUUGGGUUCAUGAAACAAUGCCGCCCAAGGUGGAACGAGUACAAAUGCCGCUAGGUAGAACAGAACUUGAUUGCAUGUGGACUUGA
Papaver somniferum (opium poppy) is the source of this 1261-nucleotide messenger RNA. RefSeq names its product protein CUP-SHAPED COTYLEDON 1-like. Gene Ontology annotation, biological process: regulation of DNA-templated transcription. Bases 122 to 1261 code for a protein of 379 amino acids. Lineage: Eukaryota; Viridiplantae; Streptophyta; Magnoliopsida; Ranunculales; Papaveraceae. The record is from RefSeq and is a predicted model, not a curated record. Gene Ontology annotation, molecular function: DNA binding. The transcript is spliced from 3 exons.